CGAGUGCGCACUCUGGCUUUGUUCCGACAUCCGGACUCCGUGACUUUAGCGCUUCGUCAGUUGCGUACUCUUCCGUUCAUGCAGCUUAUGACAUUUUUUUCUGUUACUACAAGAUGUUUACUUGGAUGAGUCCUGCGAAUUUCAACGAGGAUCCCGAUAAUUCCGCGUGCAAAGCCGCCAUGAAACUGCUACGGAGACAACAGUAACUGGAAGGUACGUGAUCCGGCGUGAUUACGAGCGGCCCGGGUAUGUUUAUAGCCUGCAAACUCUGACAUAGCAAUGGCGUACUGUCGCCGUAAAGGCCGUGCCAACAAAAUUGUCCUUUGCCUUAUUUAGUCUAAAUUAAUUGUGCACGCGGGAAUUUAAUCACAAAACAAUGUUUCGUAUGUGAUGAUAUGGUUUAUAGUGACAAGUACAGUUUGUGAGUUUUGGUGAUGAAAAGUGGCGUUUUUCGGUGAUUAUAGUGCCUCGGUUUUCCCCACUGUGGAAUGACCGCCGAUUGUCGAGCGGCACGCCAUCCUGCUGUAGCUGACUGAGGACUAUACUAUAAAGAGAUUAAAAACUAUGACUACAUAGCAACAGAGGUCUAGUAGAGGUGCCAUGGAUGAUGAAGAGCGUCUUGAGGGUGAGGAAGAAAUGGAACUAGAUGAAGCCUCUGAUGGUGAAGAUGAAGAUGAAGAAACAACAGGAAUUCCUGUAUCACCAGCCAAUUCAGAUCAAUUGCUUGGUCCUGUACCAACAACUCCUGGUAAUAUAACCCCAGAUGAAGCUUUUCAUGAUCCUUUACGGUACCAGAAAUUUCCACUUCCUGGAGGCAAACCUUUAAAUAUUAGGCGAGGCCCAGGUAGACCUAGAAAAGAACGUCCACUUGGUAUUACACGUGGUGGAGGUACUCGUAGACCUUUUGGAAGAGGAACUACUAGGGGUAAAGGUCUUGGAUAUGCAAGAGGUGUACCACGCCGUACUAAAAGUAAAGAUGAUGAUACACAUUCAGAAUCCCCAAGUCCUCUUCGUCUUGGUGAAGAUACUCCUGAUGGAGAGACAUCUAACACUGAGAGAUGCAUGCCAGCACCAGAAGAACCACCAUAUUUUCUAGAACAAUGGCCAGGGAAAGUAUGUGCUUUAUGUAAUUUGGGUGAAAGAAGUCAAUUAGGUCAGGGUGAAUUGUUAAGAUUUACUUGCCCUGAAGGUUUCACUCCUGAAAAAUCAACUAAUCGCGACGAAACAACUGAUCAUCUUAUUGAUAUAUCUACUGGAGACAAAAGUCCACGUGCAGCAGGUCCUGGUGCUGUCACUUGUCGUAGACAAAAAAGUCUAGCUAAGUGCAGAAAUACUAGUCUAACAAAUUUUUCGGAACCAGUGGAAGAAUUAACUAUAGUAGGAUAUUCGGAAGAACCAGAAAUAGGAACAUUAUUUGAAUCAACUGGGCACUAUUACGUUCAUCAAUCUUGUGCAGUAUGGUCAAGCAAUACUCAAGAGUUAACAACAGAAUCGUUGAGUCCAGCGAUAGUUCAAGCUUCAUCGAGACGUUGCGCUUUUUGUUCUCAUUAUGGAGCUGGAAUUCCUUGCAAAGUGGCAUCGUGCAAUCGUUAUUUUCAUUUACCAUGUGCUGCAGCUUCAAGUUGUUUUCAAGAUACAAAAAGUUUGUCCCUUUUUUGCAGUCAACAUUUGGGACAGGUUCCACUUCUAUUGAACGGUGAUGUUACAUGUAUGCAGUGCUGUGGAAUGGGAGAUGUUUCCAACUUAGUAAUGUGUUCCAUUUGCGGCCAACACUAUCAUGGUAGUUGUGUUGGUUUGGCAUUAUUACCUGGUGUACGAGCUGGCUGGCAGUGUGCAUCUUGCAGAGUAUGUCAAGUGUGCCGUCAACCAGAAGAUGUUUCAAAAGUAAUGUUAUGUGAACGUUGUGAAAAAGCGUAUCAUCCUAGUUGUUUACGACCAAUUGUUACAUCUAUACCUAAAUAUGGUUGGAAGUGUAAGUGCUGCCGUGUAUGCACAGACUGUGGUUCGCGUACACCAGGCGCUGGUCUUUCAUCACGGUGGCAUUCCCAUUACACUGUAUGUGAUUCGUGUUACCAACAAAGAAACAAAGGUUUUUCGUGUCCUCUUUGUAGAAAGGCAUAUCGAGCUGCCGCGUAUAGAGAAAUGGUUCAAUGUAGUGCAUGUAAAAAAUUUGUUCAUGGUACCUGUGACCCUGAGGCUGAUCCAUUAACUUAUCAACAUCGUAAAGAAGUUAAACCUGAUUAUGAAUAUGUUUGUCUACAUUGCAAAAAUAUGGCACUUGUAAAAAGAAAAGAUAAUAUUGACGAUUAUGGUGGAGAUUUGAGUUUAAGUGCAUCGCAAGAAAGUCUGUACGGUGAUGGAGAUUCGUCAGAAUUUGAUUAUCAAGGAGGAUCAGAGGAAGCACUGUAUUCUAUAGGUCUUGGAAAAGGAAAGCCAUUUUGUGCGUCUAAAAUUGCAAAGAAGCGACUAGGACUUGGAGGUGGAAUCAUUGGCCGACCAAAAGGAAUUGGUAAACUUGGAUAUCAAAAACGACAAAAAAUGACAGAAUUUGGAAGAAAAAGAGGACCCAAAGCAAAAAUGAGAGGUAUCUUUGGUGUACCUGGUGUAGGAUUACAGAGACCAAUGUCAGACUCAUUUUCAAAAGAAGAUGAACCAGGUAUUGAAAAUAGACUUGUAUUAUGUUCUGCAAAAGAUAAAUUUGUAUUGACUCAAGAUAUUUGCGUAAUGUGUGGUGCAAUUGGCACUGACCAAGAAGGAUGUUUAAUUGCUUGUGCACAAUGUGGUCAAUGUUAUCACCCUUAUUGCGCUAAUGUCAAAGUUACUAAAGUAAUAUUACAAAAAGGUUGGCGGUGCCUUGAUUGUACAGUAUGCGAAGGUUGUGGUGAAAGAAAUGACGAGGGUCGUUUGAUUUUAUGUGAUGAUUGUGAUAUCAGUUAUCAUAUUUAUUGCAUGGAUCCACCAUUAGAUUAUGUGCCACAUGGAACAUGGAAGUGCAAAUGGUGUGCCCAUUGUCAAACAUGUGGUUCAAAUGAUCCAGGAUUUAAUAGUAGUUGGCAAAAAAAUUACACACAGUGUGGUCCUUGUGCAUCUCACACUGCCUGCAUAUCUUGUCAAGAAGCAUAUAAUGAAGGUGAUUUAAUAAUACAAUGCAUUCAAUGUGAAAGAUGGUUGCAUUGUGCAUGUGAUUCGAUUAAAAGUGAAGCAGAAGCUGAAAAAUGUGCAGAAGAAGGUUAUAUUUGUAUACUUUGUCGUCCAAGAGAUAUUCCACCACCCCAUAUUUUAUGUAGUCAACCAAAACCACAACCAAACAAAUAUCCCCGUUCUCCACCACCGACAUCACGCAGUCCUGAUCUUUAUAAACCUUCUCCUCAACAAUAUUUAAUUGAUGGCGUUUAUUUAUCUGAAGCUGGUAUGAAUCAUAUAAAAUCAUUGACUUCAGAACAUCAACAAACAAGAAAGAAAAGAAGAAAAAUACAUCCUUUAAUUGAUAAAGAAGCAGAUAUAAUGGCAACUAUAGAAUCUGUAGUUGCUGGUGGGAGUUUAGAUAAUUCUUUAGAAGAAAAUGGAGGAAAAAUAGAUUUAGCGGAUGUUAAAGACGAACCAACAGAAGUACUCAAAGAAGGUAUGGUAUGGACGCCACGUGGUGAUCAACCACCACCAGAAGGUUUUAGUAUUUAUACAACUGAAAAUGGCAUACCAAUUUUAAGACGUAAACGACAACGUAACUUACAAAAGUUAGGCAUCGGUGGUUUUAUUGUUAGAUUAAGAGGUACUCGCAAAGAUAAAGAAGAAGAUGGAGAUACAGAAAAACCAUCGGAUUCAACAGUUGUAAACGAUGAUAAACCACGUAGAAAACCACAGAGAAGAAAACCAAAGACAAAACUUUCCGAAUGUUUUCCUCUCUACAUGCAAGAGGCGUUCUUUGGUAAAGAUCUUAUGGAUACAACCAAAGAUAAGGAAUUGGAAAGUAGCAGUGAAUCAGAUAGUGAACGAAAUGUAUCUGGAAAUGCAGAUACUAUUCAAUUAUCUCAAGAUGAAUUAAAAGCAAUGGAACAAGUUAAAGCUAAACAAGAAAAGGAAGAAGAGAAAGUACCUUCAGAAGCACCUAUAAAACGUGAAGAAAUUGUAGAUGACGAAGGUAGUGAUACUGAAGCUCUUGGUGAUAUAUUGCCUAUUUCGGGUGAUUUACUUGACAAUGAUCUUGUUAAUACUAUAAUGAAUGAACCAGAUGAAGACUUAGCAAAAGCUAGUGAAGCGUUAGAUGAAUUGGAUGAUACACCAGGAACGACUAAAGAUGAAUUAACAGAUAUUCUCAGUCCACAUUUCAAUAUAGAAUCAAUGGUCAGAGAUACAGGUUUACCUAACAUGGAUAGUAAAGAUAUUGAAGAAAUAUUUAAAGGGGUUUUAACUGAUGAAUCUCAAGAAUCUCAAGAAUCAUCAGUUUUUCCUGUUCAAACUCAACCACCACAUCCUGCAUCUUCUACAACACCUCUUGUGUCUCCAUUACCACAUCCUGGUAUACAAACAACAAUGCCUAUAGCAAGACCUCAAGUACCUGGUACAUUACCUUCUGUUGGUCAAUCUAAUUUAAAUUCUCCAAUGAGUUUUCCACCACCAUCUCCAUAUCAUUCAGAAUACAGCAAUAGUCCACAAUUCAGUCCUGCUUUCUCUGAACCACGAAGUCCAUGGGUCAAUCCUGAUGAUGAGGGUACUUCAUCAACAAGCAAUACUACAAUUUCUUAUAACCAAAGAAGUAAUCUUAAAAUGGAAGCUGAUGAAGCUUUAGGUCCAGGAGCUACUAUAUCUUCUGUACUUUAUGCAAAUAUUAAUCAUCCAGAAUGGAAAACAGAAUAUCCAGCUUGGUCAGAAAGAUGUAAACAAAUAUUGAAAAAAUGGCGUGCAUUGCCCAAUGAUAAAAAAGCUCCAUAUCUAACACUGGCAAGAGAUAAUAGAGCUGCAAUUCGAAUGAAAAAGACUCAGCAGAUAUCCAAGGAUAUACCAAGCACGACCCCAGUCACUGCAACAAGUGCACCUACCAUCAUCACCAAACCUGUCACAACUAUGACAUCAGCUCAAGUUUCUCCAGUAGUAGCUAUGGCUUCCAACCAAAGGCAGAUUGGACUUUUGACCUCAGUGGGCAGUGAAAAGACACAGGAAAAGAAUGGAAUGACUGUGUCGACCGCAGGAGUGACAGUAUCAACAGUUAGCAGUAAUCAUCAUGCGGAGGUGUGUGCGGUGCAGGGACCGCCGAAGCAGCUAACAUCUACUUCCCCGAGUCCUUCUCCAACAUCCACGACCCCUUCUUCUUCACCCAGGCCCAGUUCUGUGAAUUCUAUUAAUUCCAUUAACAGCCUGGCGCACCAAGAGAUAUCCGGUAGCCAGGCUAGAGUAGCUCAGUCGUCAGCCACGCCUUGCACAUCAGCAACUGCUUCUUACUGCAACAUGGGCGCCGGUGAAGGGCAGCAUCAAACGUCACCAUCCCAGCAACGUCCUACACCUGCUCACAUUACGAUCAGUACCAGUACUAUCGCUAACAGUCUGAGCAUUUCUCAGGCAUCCCCCACUACCAACGUUAUGGUGGGAGUAGGUCCUGUUCGCCAAUUAUCCUCGGUAGACCACCAGAUUAGAGUGCUCACCCCAUCUGAAAUCAUGCGCACCCUUCCUUCCCUCAGCCAGGAGCACUACGAUCCGCCACCCACUGCAAUUAUUCACACUGUACCUGUACAGUCCCCGGCUAUGGAACAAGAGAGACUUUCCAAUAGAGAUCGUUCCAGUAGAGAAGCUGAACAAGAACGUCAAUGGAAACAAUUGCAAGCAUUGCGUCAACAGCAAGCACAGAUGCAACAACAAGUUAUUCAUGAACAACGUGUACAUGCUAUUACUAGAGUUCAUAGACAAAUAAAUGACGAUAAUACAACUCAAGUAAAUGCCGACAAUACUACAGGAUUAACAACACAACUACAAGUUUCCACAUCACAGGAUGGAAAUCAUAUGGGACCAUUAGCUUCACCGUCUCCAGGAUCACGCAAUACAUUUGCCGCUCCUUCCAUAAAAGUUACACGAGGUUUAGCACCUCAAAGUCCUCAUCAGAGUAUACCACGUUUACCCACUCAACCUUGUACAACAAUGACACGUCCAGUUGGAAAUGUUGUUAGACCAGGAAUGCCAAAUAAUUUUACACAACCACCUUCUCCGUUUUCUCCGCAAGCGCCACAGUCUCCUCAUGAUUUUCCACAGUCUCCAGCUUCAUCACAACCUCAAGAUCAUUUUCAACGUUUUGAUAGUACUGAAGCUUAUUCUCAAGGUUCUCAAACUCCUAGGUCACAAAUUAGUGGUACAUCAUCAUACUCCACUUCUCCAAGAAGCGAUGUCUUUUCUCAACCACCAGGUACACCACGGCCUAUGUUUAAUGCUCCUACUACUCGUCCUUCUACUCAUGUAUAUGCACCAUCUCGUACACCUGAUCCAUACAGUAGCCAGCCUCCCACACCUUCUCCUGCUCCAAAUUAUUCCUCACCAAGGCCAGAAUCUCGACAAGAUUCACAACAACCUGAAGUGUUCAAUCAACAAUCAGAAGUGAUUAAUAAUAGACAGUUACGUGAUCUAUUGCAAAGACAACAAUUUAAUAAAAAAAUGGAACCUGUGAGCACUACAUGGAAUCAAGAUAAUCAAAAUAAUACGGAAAGCAAUCAACAAUUUGAUACAGGUCAUGUACAACUUCCACAACAAGCGGCAAGUAGUACUGGUGAAGGUACUUUCAGGCAUCCUUUACCUCCUGGUAUUGUUAGAGCUAGGAUGCCUAUUCAACCAAAUGUUUUAAUAAGAAAUCAAAUUGGAAUAAAUUCAAGACAUCCUGUGGCAGGAAACAUAGAUGCUAGAAUACAGAAUAUAGAUCCACGAACUAGAAUGCUUUUGCAAAGACCACAAGUAACUGCAACCAUACCUCAACAUUUUCAAGGAAACCAGACUUUACAAACACGUAUGCCAGCUGUAAGAAAUUCUAUUACAGAACCUUAUGAUGUCUUACAACAACAAAGAUUUCCAGAUCCCAAUCAAGGACAAAAUAUAACUCAACGUAUAGUACGAACACCUCAAGAUAACUUAAAUCAGGGAAUUAGAAUGUUAAAUCAAGGAGUUAGUAUAAGAGCUCCUUUGAUACCAACAACGGUUAAUGAAGCUACUGUUAGCCCUUCUGAAUCAUCAGAAAUUCCUGAUAAUGUUACUGCAGAACUUGAAAAAUUAGAGCAAGAAGGAGCACCAAUGGUUGAGGUCGAGGGCGUAAGUGCAAUAUUGGGAGACUUAGGAGAUGAUGAUGAUGAACUGCUUGCUGAAAUGGGAGCAGAUUUUAAUAUUUUGGAAUAUGCAGAUCCCGAAUUAGACAACAUUACUGGUGGUGAGAAAACAAAUAUACUUGAUUUAGAUUUAGAACAAGUUGAAGUAGAGACAAAGGACGAAAAACAAAAGAAGGAAGUUAAGGAUGAAGAGCGAAAAUCAACAGAAUUGAGUGUAACGAAUGCGGUACACACUGACAUAAGUGACACGUGUACGACAACUACAGUACAAACACCAACAGAGACAUCUAAUGCUCCAACACAAGCACAAACAGUAACACCUAUUACUGCAACAUCACAAACAUCACAACAGUCAUCUACAAUUAUGCCUCAAUCACAUGCUCAAGCAGUUGUUGUACAACAACAAAUGCAUCAGCAUGUGCAGCAAGCUGCGGCAAUGGGUAGACCAAUGCCUCCAGGAACUCGCUUGCUUUCGCCUGAUGGAGCAGUUGGUGUUGUUACAUCAACUAACACUGUUACAGUCAGUUAUCCAUCUACAUUUCCUGGACAUCCUCAGAGAAUACCACAAACACAUAUCCAAGUAUCACAGCAACAACGUCUUGGUAUGAGAGUAACAGGUGUACCAAAUGUUGCUGGUAGAGUGGUUGCUGUAAAUCAUAUGAUUGGCCCUCGAAUGCCUCUUGCACCACCACCACCACCACCACCACCUCCAUAUCCUGGACCACCACCCCCUUAUCCCGGACCUAUACAGAUGGGGCUGUGUCCAGGUGGGCGGGGUAUGACGCGGCCCCCAAUCCAUAUAGGGCACCCAGUACCGGUGGCGGGUCCACCAAUGGCCCCUGUGGUACAUACUGGUACGCCCGCAAUGACACCUCACCCUCACCGAAGACCCUUGCUUCUGCAGUGGUGUUUGCAGGAACAACCAUUAUUAUUGGAAGAAUUAUUGGAACAAGAAAAACGAGAACAAGAAAACAAGCAGCAGCAACAACAACAACAACAGCAGCAGCAGCAGCAGCAACAGCAGCAGCAACAACAACAACAAAGUGACACUACAACUCCUGGAGGACCCCUUCUAAGUGACAGUGAGUUUGAACAAUUUAAUGCAGAUGUUUUGGGUUCUGCACCCCUUGCUUCUCCUCCACAAGGAAUUACAUCAGUACCUGGAGGAGUUCCUGUAAUUAGGCCAUCUUGUACAUCAAGCCCACCAUCCGCUCCAGGUACCAAUUGGCAGCAAGCAGUACCGGAUGCGACGAAACUAACAGCUCAGGUGCCUAGACAACCAAUUGCAACUCAAACACCACCAGAACCAAGGGUUGCCACAUUUAAUAUCUCCCAGAUUCCUGCCCCGCCUACCCCUCCGGAGAAUAUUGUGAAUGAACAGGAUCGUCAAAUACAACUGCAGUACGAGCAAUGGCUAAAUCAUCAGCAUCAAGUGUUGACACAGCAGUUGAAGUAUUACGAAACUGAGGUACAAAAGCUGCGUAAAAUACGAAAAUCUCUCAAUAGCAAACAACGACAGUUACGAAAAUCCGGCAACGAAUUGGCAGAAAAUGAUGCGGCUGAAUUACAACGUAUUUCCAGUGAGCAAGCAAUAUUGCAAAAACAGCUAGAUGCAAGUCGUAAACAAACUCGUCAACAUGGCAUGCUAAUACAAGAAUAUCAGAGUAAACAGCAACAAAGACAACCUCAGCAACAAAACAGCGAACCAUGUUCACCGCUGAUGUCGCCUUCUCAACAUUCACCGAUGCAUAGUCCUGCUGCACUUGUUUCACAAAGUCCAGGCCCUGGAAACGUUCCAACAAAUAUAAUACAACAUUCACCGGCAACUCCUAUCAUUCAACAUAGUCCUAAUACACCUUUAUUACAACACAGUCCUGGUAAUCCGCAAUCAGGAAAUCCAGGAACAAUAUCACCUCAUAACAUGCAACAGUCACCUAGAAUUGGCACUCCACACUCUCAAAACGAAGAAAGUCCUUUUAGUCCUGGUGCCAUGCCUUCACCAGGAAUAUGUGGUCCUUCAGCGGCUCGAAUGACGUCUCCACAGCAUCGUGCGAUUAUUAGUGGAAGACUUGCAACUAGUCCAGGUGCUUUUACUCCAGAUACACGAAAUACACAACAAAUUAUCGGAGAUCAAGGAGUUAGAGUCCAUAGUCUCACUCAACGUUUUGUCCGUCCACCUGCUGUAGUAGAACCUGGACAAAGGCCCAAAAUGCAGUUGCAAGGAGGGAUCGUAUACGGACAACGUUCCCCGCUUGGAAGUCCACAACCUAAUCAACAAUCAUUAAUGAAUCAACAGCAUCAACAGAUGCUUCAGAGACAACAGAUCUCACAUCAAAUUCAACAACAGCACGAUACUACAAUUCUUCAAGAUGGACAAAAUGCAAUGACUCAGCGUACGUUGCAAAUGGCACAACAAAGACAACAGUUGUUACAACAACAGCAACAGCAACAAAUAGUUCAACAACAGAGACAACAAUUUUUGCAAAUGCAACAACAACAACAACAGCAGCAGCAGCAGCAACAACAUAUGCAAAAACCUCCAAGUUCUCCAAUGGUAGCUCAACCUGCCAAUUCUCCAAGUCCGCAACUUCAUCAACAAAUGCAACAGAAUUAUGGACAACCUCCAAGUUCUCCUAUGCCUCGUAGUCCUAUGGUUCAACAAACCAUGGGAUCACCUAUGUUGCAACAACAGUUAAAUCAAACUUCGCAACCUCCCAGUCCUAUGAAUACUAGAAUUCAUCCUCAUCCACCGAAUUCACCAAUGAUAUCACAAUAUCAACCACCAAGUCCGAUGUCACGUAACCAUCCUUCGACAUCUCCUAUGCUUCAACAUCAAUUAAACAACACACAUCAUCCUCCAACAUCGCAACCACCUAGCUCUCCUAUGCCACGUAGCCCAAUGGUUGGAGGUUCACCUAUGCAAAUGCAAAGAAGACAAUCUACUGGAAAUAGUCCAGCAAUGCCAGAUCGACCACAAAGUGUAGAAAAUCCAGGAACACCAAGAACACCACAUACACCUCAUACGCCACAUACAUCGCAUGGUUCUUAUACAAGUCAAACUUCAAAUAAUCAUGCAGUACCAAAUGAUCAACAACAACAAUUGCAACAAUCACAUCAACAUCAACAACAAUCUAUUACGCAGGAACAACCAACUACAACAGAUCACACAAAUAGAGGUGGAGGAAAUCCUCAUAAUCCACUAAAUCCGUUGCCCUUCGGGCGAUUUGGAUAUAUUAAGCUUGGAUUAAGAGGCGGUUCUCCUAUGUGGUCUACAAAAGCAGAGACUAGCAAAGGAAAAACUUCUGAAUCGCAUCUUUUAAACAUGGAUGAAAAACCAAACACAUCUGUAGUUGUUCAUAGAAAAACUGGUAUACCGCAGUCAAAAAUUAAUUCUUUAGUAUGUGCAGAUUAUAAUGAUUUCGAUGAUGACUCGCAUACGCCACCUCAAACUCCACCAACAAGUUUAGAAAUCAAACAAACCACUUCAUUAUCUGAUAAUGGGCCUUUAACAUUGGGUAGUCCAAGUAACAAAAUGGAACCCAUACCUGACACUACUGAUUAUGACGAUGAUAAAACUAUUGUGAAUACAGAAGUGACUCUAAGUUCGACAGCUCAACGAGAUAGUGAUGAUAUUACUGUUAUAGAUCAGUUUGGAGAUUCCGAAUUGGUCGAUGUGAUAUCAGGAACACUGGAAGGUGACAUGCAAGAGGAAUAUGUACUUUUCGAACCUGGAAUGGUUGUAGACUUAUCAGCAGAUAGUAAUGAUUCGCUUUGUCAUGCAUUGGUUAAUGAGAGUAGUCAAGGACACGACUUAGUGCAAAUAUUACAAAUAGAAAAUCCUGAAUCUCAGACAGAUGAACCAAUGUUAAGCGAUGAAGAUUUGGUACCUUCCCAUACAAGAAAUAAAAAGGGUUUAAGAUUAGACAUAGUAAGGACAUUACAAUCAGGAAAAAGACUUGUAGCUGUAACAGAUACUCCGGAAUCUCCCGAUCAAGAAGAACUUCGCGUAAAUCCAUCGCCAGGAUCUUAUAUGGAUCAAUCACCUGAGCAAGAUCUCAUGGUGUCUUUUGUUAGCGCAUCUGAAGUAGUAAUUAUUGAUCCUAGUACAAAAUCACCUGAAGAUAAUUUAUCCAAAGAAUCAUGCACAGAAGAAGUAGAAAAAACAGAUACAAUUAAUGUUUCCGAAUCAUCAAAAGAAAAUACUAUCACGGAAAAUGCUACUGAAGAUCAAUCAAAAUCACAAAAAGAAUUAAAGUCAAAUAGAAGUCCUACAUCAUUUUUGUUCUCAGAUAAAGUUCUUUACAAUCAAAUUUCACCAUCAAAUAUUCAUCAUGCUAACAUUAAUGUAUCAUCUACAUGUAGAUCUACAGUUUCUUUGUCACCCUGUGUAAAUACAACUAACAAUACAAAUGCUAUUACUACUUCUACCAAUGUAUUGAUAGUGAGUGAUACAACUAUUAAGUCAACUCCAAUUUUUACAACUUUAAGCAUAACGAAAGAAACGGUAUCUUCUUCUUUUAAUAAUCAAAAACAAUUACCAUCAACAAUGGCAAGUAUAGUGGCUGAUGCCAAAAUUGCUGCUAAACUCAGUCAAACAGCUUUGGAAAACAUUAUAGUUAGUUCACAGCAAAAUAUUACAAAGAUAGAAUCAUUAUCCAAAAUUACUUCAUCAAAUACAGAAAUUUCUAGACCUCAAGUUACAGAAAAAACCAUAACAUCAGUAUCUAAUUUACAGAAUGAAUUCACUAGUUUCGUACAAAGUACUGCUACAAGUACAAUGGAAAUAUUAAAUAAUCCUACAAAAUUAGUAUUAAGUGUGCAACCAACAUCUGUUACGUUAUCAACACCCAAAAUGUCUAUACUUGAUCUUCCUAAAAAAGAAAGUGAAAAUAAUUCUGUUACGAUAAUAAAAGAAAAUCAACUAGAAAUUUUAGAUAAAAAUGUGAAAAUUAAAAACGAAAAAGAUGAACCUGAUCAUUCAGCAAAAAAUUCAGAGGAAUCAAAUGUAAAUACUUUAAAUGUUAGUGUAACUGCAAGUAUAGCUGUGAAUCAAGAAUUGACUUCAUCUGAUGAUAAGAAAAAUGAUCCUUUGAAUACUACUGAUGAAUUAGAAAGUAUGCUUGAAGCAAUUCACAACCCUGCUGAAAACACUAUAAAUAGAGAAAAUUCUCACUCAGAGAACAAGACAGACACUGCUUCUUCAUUGAAAAGGAUAUUUCCAGUUACAGAUGAUUUAUCAUUGGUAAAUAUUUUAGAAAAUGAUUCGGAAUCAAUUGAAAAUGAAAAUAAAGAAGAAAAUGUAACUUCUGAACCUCAAAGAAUGAAUAUUAAAUCAAAAGAAAUUGAAACUAACAUUGUAGAAAAUACUAAUUUAAGUACUUCUCAAAAAGAAAAAAAACACAAUGAAUUGUGUACAGAAAUUGAAACUAAUAAAUCUUACAUACAGCAUUGCCUCAACGAAGAAAAGAGUAUAAUGGAAGAAUCAUCUGAUGAUAUAUUAGAUAUGUUACAUAAUAUCAUAUCCUCUAAACCAGAAAUGGCUAACAGCGAAAUACUUCAAGAAGAUAGAUCCAGAAAAUCAAGUAUGAUGUAUGAAUUACCAACACCUUUAGAUACUUUGCCUCUAAAUAUUCUUCAAGAUUCUUUAAUGGAUCUAGAUCAAGAACAUUCAGAUAAUGAACAUCUCUUAUCAAAUGAAAAAGAACCAAAAAUACGAUCAGCCAAUUCACCUCCUGUAGAAUCUGUCCCUAAGAAAAGCUCGCCAAUCCCACAUCAAAGUACUCCUUUAGUGGUGAGUACUAUAGCACAGUUGCAGAAAUGCACGACUACAGUGCCUCAUCUCUCUCCUCUAUCAAAACCGACAGAAUUAACAUCCAAUGUUGCAAAUGUAUCACAUCAGUUGAGAACAUUACUCUCUUCUUUACAAACAAAUCAUUCAAAUUGUACAACUAUAAAUCAAACCGCCAUCGUCACUAUGGUGUCCUCAGCGAUCUCAGGAUCAAAAGUAGGGAACAUAUUGUCUACAACCAGUACAUCUUCACCAAACUCUGUAAAUAAUAUUCAUAAUAGUACAAACGUACGACUACAGACAUCUAUCACUACAUCUCAUUCUACAAUUACAAGCAAACCUGAAUUAGAAAAUACGACAACCAGUUAUAUCCCACAUACAAAAGAAAGUACAAAUUCUACAGUAAGCGUUGUUUCUACUUUAACUAAGGUUACACCUUCAGAAUCAUUUUUACGAGUCACUUCUAGCGGAGUAGUACAGUCGCAAGCUAGUAGUAAUCUGUCCCUACAAACAUCAUCUGUGAUCACUCCCAGGCCACCAACAAAUUCAGGUAUCUCAAUUACAUCAAAUGCAAUGCUAAAUGCAAUGUUGUCUGGUACAAAUUCGGCAAAAUCUUCAAUUGCUGGUCUCCGAACGAAUACUGCUCCUACACAAGCUGGUAAUUUAUUGAGCUCAGUAGUGGCGACUUCUGUACAACGUACACAAAGUUUACAAGCUAUUCUACAAGUAAGUUCAAGCUGUUCUUCGGCACCUUCUCGCGUGGUUGUAAAUUCCACAUCGACAACAGCCACAACAUCCAUGCAAUGUGUCAGAACCAUUGUACCUCCAAUAGUGACUGCAAGCACCAACAGCAUUAGUGUUACUACUAGCAUACUUCAAUCUACUUUGUCUCAAACACCAACUCUUUUACAUUCUCAGCUUACUUCUGGUCAAGGUCAAUAUAAAUCAACCAGUCAUUUACCGUUAGACAAUAAAAGUGUUGAUCUUGAGAGACUGGCGCAGAGCACACCAUCUAAAAAGGAGUCAGAAGAAUCUAACUGCAAAUCUCAAUCAAUACUAGAAAAACCAUCAACAACUAGAUCUGAGUUGGAAAUGAAUAAAAACUCUACUCAUAGAAUGGAGGAAUCGCAAAAUGUAUUAUUGAAACAAUUGCUCCAAAAUACUGCAUGUGCAACAACUACGUUGUGCUCUGGUUCUUCACAAGGUCCUAGUUUGCCAUUAGUACCAUCUUUAGAAGCACAGUUAGCAAGACCAGUUCCUCCCACUCCUUUCUCUGUUUUACCACCUUUAUUGAAUGAAGUACCAGCACCUAAGACUACUAGUAAUAAGCAAGUUUUAAACAGAGAGACAUCAUUCUUAUCUCAAUCAGUAAUACCUUUGAAAGUGCAAAGUCCACCAACCAAAGAAGAACCACCGAAACCACCACCGCCAUUAACAACUUCUGCACCAGUUUUAUCUCAGCAACUUAUGGCUGAUUCGUUUUCAAAACAACAAAUAACUACACAGUCUACAAAAACCACUCCUGUUUUAACUCAAACAAACCAACAGUCAACGAUAACAAUGACCAAGCAAGUUCCGCUUACGACGAAAACUUUAGAAACUACAACUUCUAUAAAGCAAGAAUCAACUACUAUUAGCCAGUCACCUGCGAAGUCUGUGGGUGAUGCCGUUAUUAGUAAUACCGUUCCAAUCCAAAAACAAUGUGUAUCAACUCCCAUAACUGUGUCACGAGUAGUAUCACAAACGAAACCAGUAAUUACAACUGUGACAAGUAAAAGUAUUCAAUCCACGACACAAGUAUCUAGUACUGUCCAAGUGACACAACAAUCAUUAACAACUAUUACAACCGUGCAGCCACCAUCAUCACAACAAACGCAAGCACAGACUCAACCUCAAAUACCAGUUACCCCAAAAUCCAUUAUUUCGACUCAGCAACAACCCCCUCAUGUAAACACAAUACCGCCAUCAGUGCCUCAUACAGUGUCUCACACAGUGGGUCACCAAGCCCAGGCGUCACAGGGUGCAAAUGCACAACACACAGUGCCUUUAGUGGAAGUCAAAAAGGAAGUACUUGAUGAAGUUCUAUCUAGUGGUACACCUACCCAAUUAACCGAUACCAAAGACUUUGUUACUGCCAAAGAGGAGCUUAUUGAUGGAUCGAUUGAUGAUAAAACUGAUCUCAAGAAGAUGAAAAGGCGACAGUAUCAACAGAAACGGAAGCAAAGCCAGGGAAAGGACGCGACGGCAGCAACUCAAAAAAAGCGUGCUAGGAAAGUAUCCCGUUUAGACGAGGAUUAUGACACGUUCAUUGACAAUUUAAUGGCACAAUUGCGACAGCUUCAGCCAAUGGCAGUAUUAGAACCACUCCUAGGUAGAAAUUAUGGCGUUUGUCCUAUCUUUGGCUCGGGAGACCUGUCGAAAAUCAGCAGUCAGAAAGAUUAUAAUACCAGGACAGGUGAUUUAAUCGGUUCAUAUGGAUCUGCUACAUUACCAGGUGUAUCUGAUCAUUAUAAUACUCAACCGUUUGGUGAAUUGGAACCCUUACCACCUCAACAACCCGCUUCUACUCAAAGAGGAUUUUAUGAUCAAGAAUUUCCACCUCUUAAAUUGGAUGAUUCCGACGAUAAAAAAGAGAAUUCCUUAUCAAUGAAUCGCGAUGUGGAUUCCCCUGAUACAAUAGUCAGUUCAUCUUCACCAGAAUGCGUUAUUCCCGAAUUUAUACAUCGAUUUCCUGGUUUAAGAUUGAUUGAAGAAGAAUCGGAUGAGGAAUCAGAUUGGCUGAAAAGAGUAUCACCUGUAAUACCUUUAAUAUCACCGAUACCAAUUAGAUUAAAACCAACUUAUAUCGGUAAAGAUAUCGCCAAACAGGAUAAAGAAAAUUUAGGAAUACCACGACUUGGAAAAUCACCUCCAAUACCUUUAAGAGAUGGCAACGUAACAGUUACAUUAACAUUGAAUAGUCAGGCUGCAGAUGACAUAAUGGGAGUACUUAAAGAUUUGGCUAAUAUUUUAAAUAUAGCUCCUCCUACUGGUUACCAGAUAGUAGAACGUACUACUACUCCCCCUAGUCAAAAAUUAGGUCUUUAUAGAAUCAAGGGAAAAGAUGGUAAAGAGGGAGGUGUGUAUCUUUAUCCCAUAAAAAUAACUAAGAAAGCUCCUAUUGAUAUACAAAGUAUUUUAAAUGGCGCCGCGAAAUUCUGUCGUCAUUGUGAUGUUGUGAUAUUGAAUAGCUUGAUAAGAAAGAAAGUAUCUGAUUUACCAUUUUUAAGCAAAGAAGAGGCUGAACCCGGCGAUGAGUUAUGUUUUUGUUCAGCAGCCUGUUAUAUGCAAUUUGCUCUCAUGCAUAGAACACCUUUGAAUACACAAGAUAAGGCUGCAACAAUAGUAGACCAUCUAUGUCAUAACAAGAUAGAUACUAAGGUAUUGGAUGACGAUUUCAAAAAAGGAAAAAAAUAUGUAAUCAAACAACCGGUUGAUCAUAUUGAAAGUAUGGAAGUCGAUCAAACAGAAAAGGAAACAGAAAUUAAGAUAAAAACGGAAAAAGAAGAACAUGAUAUUUUUGAGGCAAAAGAAGAAAUUACAGAAGAAAAACGAGCAAAAAAACAUUCAGUCGCAGAAGAGUCUCUAACUGAGUCGACCGAACCACAACCACCUGCGAAAGUAUGGAGAGGUUUACGGUAUAAGACGUGGUCUGUUGGCUUAAUGCAACCUACAACAAAAUACAAAAAACCAACAGAUAAAGAAAUCACGGAGAUGCUUUUCCGUAUGGGAGUAACUGUAGUACCUGCCAAGGCGGAAGAUAGUCGACGAUGUAUGUUUUGUCACAGUCAAGGUGAUGGUACAGCCGAUGGUCCUGCUAGAUUACUUAAUUUUGACGUCGACAAAUGGGUGCAUUUAAAUUGUGCCCUUUGGUCGGAAAAUGUAUAUGAAACUGUAAAUGGUGCCUUGAUGAAUCUCGAUACUGCUUUGCAACAUAGUCUUGUAUUAAAUUGUAUUGUUUGUGAGAAACCAGGAGCUACUGUAAAAUGUUUUAAAAUGCGCUGUACCAAUGUGUACCACCUUGGCUGCGCUGUUAAAGAUGGCUGUGUUUUUUAUAAAAAUAAGAGUACCUAUUGCUCUCAACAUGUACAAAAAAACGAAAAAGAUAACGAAUUAACUACACUUUCUGUCUAUAGAAGAGUGUAUGUCAAUCGUGACGAGAAUAGACAAGUUGCAGCUGUGAUGCAUCAUUCGGAACAUAACCAUCUGCUUAGAGUCGGAAGUCUGAUAUUUUUAAGUGUUGGACAGCUGCUUCCACAUCAGCUCGCCAAUUUUCACACACCAAAUUAUAUAUAUCCAGUUGGAUACAAAAUUGUUAGAUUUUAUUGGAGUAUGAGACGGCCAAACAAACGCUGCCGAUAUGUGUGUUCUAUCCAUGACGUUUCUGGUCGACCCGAAUUUCGUGUUCUAGUACAAGAACCUUUACAAGAAGAUGUUGAAUUACGUGACGCCACUCCUCGCGCUGUCUGGAGCAGAAUCCUUGAACCUCUUGCCGAGUUACGAAGAUCGACGCACAGUGUCCAGCUAUUUCCACGUUAUGUUUCUGGCGAAGAUUUAUUCGGUCUUACUGAACCAGCGGUCGUUCGUGUUCUCGAAAGUCUUCCAGGCAUUGAAACUUUAACCGAUUACAGAUUUAAAUACGGCCGAAAUCCUUUAUUAGAAUUACCGUUAGCGAUCAAUCCUACUGGCAGCGCGAGAACGGAAGCUCGUUUACGAAAUCAACUUCCUUGGAAAAGGCCACACACACAGCGCACAGGUUCUUCAGCUCGAGCAGCCUUCGUUCCAACUGCAACUGUUGCUGGAGAAGUGGCAUGCCCUUAUUCAAAACAAUUUGUUCAUUCUAAAAGUUCUCAGUACAAAAAAAUGAAGCAAGAGUGGCGGAACAACGUAUAUUUAGCACGAUCUAAGAUCCAAGGUUUGGGAUUGUAUGCUGCACGUGAUUUGGAGAAACAUACAAUGGUCAUUGAAUACAUUGGAGAAAUUAUUCGUACUGAAUUGGCCGAGACGAGAGAAAAGCAGUAUGAAGCAAGGAAUCGUGGUAUUUAUAUGUUUCGUUUGGAUGAAGAAAGAGUGGUCGAUGCAACAUUGUGUGGAGGUCUCGCAAGAUAUAUCAAUCACUCUUGUAACCCGAAUUGUGUCGCUGAAAUUGUUGAGGUCGAACGUGAUCUUAGAAUCAUAAUCUUUGCAAAACGAAGAAUCUCACGUGGCGAGGAGCUGGCAUAUGAUUACAAAUUCGAUAUUGAAGAUGACCAGCACAAGAUAGCAUGCGCAUGUGGCGCGCCUAACUGCCGCAAGUGGAUGAACUAAAGCUCGAUCCACCGUUGUUAUUGUUACUACGUUAUUGGGUAGGUUUUACAUGAAGAAAAAAUUAUAUAUAUAUACAUAUAAAAAUAUAUAUAUAUAUAAUAGACACAUUAUUUAAUUUGUAAAGUGCCAUUGCAGUUUGACUAAUUGAUUCAUAGUGAAGUUGGUGCUAUGCCAUCACAACAUUCCUCCAAAGUUGUACAAUAUUAGUUUUACUUUACAAAACAUAGAAAAACAUUGAUCGCUUGUAUAUUACGGACAUUCUUUAAAAACACGACAUACAUAUUGCGAAAAAAAAAAUUUUAUGAGUCGUGUGUAUGUAUACAGGAAAUUUGUAUCUUUGUAUGUUGAAUAGAGUCAACGUUUAGUUGACCGAUAUUGUAAUAUAAAUCGUUUAUUAAUUAUUAUUGCAUAUACAUUGCACUGUAUCUGUACAUAAGUAGAGAUCCAUGUUAUUUUGAAUCACCAGAUGAAUUAUGUAAAGUAACAGUAUCUAAUUUAGAAUUAUAUACAAUUAUAACUAUUUCAUUAUAUGAUAAUAAAUCCGUACAAAAUCUACU
Molecule: messenger RNA, 18983 nt
Organism: Apis florea (little honeybee)
Lineage: Eukaryota; Metazoa; Arthropoda; Insecta; Hymenoptera; Apidae
Biological process (GO): positive regulation of transcription by RNA polymerase II
Cellular component (GO): nucleus; MLL3/4 complex
Molecular function (GO): transcription coactivator activity; protein binding; histone H3K4 methyltransferase activity
Source: RefSeq, a predicted model, not a curated record